AUGGCUGUAAUGGCAUCUGAACCAGCCAAUGUGAAUGAGUUCCAGGAACUGGAUAAGGGCUCAAGCCUUGAAGCCUUUGCAACGGGGAUGCUCGACGCUUCUCUGUCUUGGAAGGACAUAGAGUGGUUAAGAUCUUUAACAAGUUUGCCAAUUCUAAUCAAAGGGGUGCUGACUCCUGAGGCAAUAAAAGCCAUGGAAGUAAGGGUUGAUGGGAUUGUUGUCUUUAAUCAUGGAGCUCGCCAGCUAGAUUAUUCUCCAGCCACUGUCACUGUUCUGGAAGAGGUGGUUCGUGCUGUUGGAGGAAAAAUUCAUGUUCUCUUUGAUGGAGAAGUGAGGCGGGGUACUGAUAUUUUCAAGGCACUCGCUUUUGGCACGCAAGCUGUAAUGGUUGGAAGGCCAGUGAUCUAUGGAUUGGCAGCAAAGGGAGAAUAUGGGGUGCGACGAGUGAUUGAAAUGCUGAAGGAUGAGUUGGAGCUCACCAUGGCCUUGUCUGGCUACCCUACCGUGAACGAUAUCAUCAGAAGUCUUGUGAGGACAGAACUUGACGGACUCAAUUGUUGGCUUUAGUCUUCAAAUCAAGUAUUUGAGUCGGUUUCAUUAUGGAUGGUUAAGAUUAACCAUCAUGCAUUAUAUUAUUUGCUGAAAUUCUCUCUCAUUUUUUCUAUUUUCAUAUUAUUUACCGUUUACAUGUGUUCAUACUUAUGUAGUUCUGUGAUGAUUGUGUUCUUACAUUGAGAAUGUAAAGAAGUUCUGACAAAUACCUAGUUAUUUUCUUCUAAUUUUCCCGAUUCAAAA
Camellia sinensis is the source of this 795-nucleotide messenger RNA. NCBI's taxonomy places the organism in Eukaryota, Viridiplantae, Streptophyta, Magnoliopsida, Ericales, Theaceae. The record is from RefSeq and is a predicted model, not a curated record.